AAGUACCUUCCCUUGUGUUCGAUAUCGAGCUCGAGGACAACGGUAUCGGCGGGCAUUGGCAAGAGGACGAAUGGGAGGAGGACGAAGUGGUCACGGAAAUCCAAAGAUUUGUCCAGCCAACAACCGCUUACGAAACUCGGCUGAUCAACGAUGUGCGAGUCGCCUGCCCGCUCGCAAAGGACGGGCAGGACAGUGUGCGGCUGGUAUCGAUCCUGUCCUCCAUGGGGCACCGUUGCUGCCUUCGGACGGCGCUGGGCGGCGGGGACGGGGCGGACUGCCUCCGAAACCUGCGCCACACCUUCAUUACCUGCGAAGCUCCUGCCGCCGCCGCCGCCGCCCCCUCUGCCCCCUGCCGGCGCUACAUCGUGGACGCGCAGUUCAAGGAGCAGUUCAUCAUCGCCAAGACCACCGCGCGCUACGCCUCCAUCCUAGCCGCCAUCCCGCAGGUCUUUGUGGGUCCCGAGGAGCACCUCGCGCUGCUCGUCAACUUCCUUUGCACCGAGAUGAGCGCUGCGUUCCGGCAGCUGGGCGCGGUGCUGCCGCCCUGGCGCCACGCGGCCAGCAUGCUGUCCA
Messenger RNA from Astrephomene gubernaculifera, 573 nucleotides. The record is from the annotation of a GenBank genome assembly. Lineage: Eukaryota; Viridiplantae; Chlorophyta; Chlorophyceae; Chlamydomonadales; Astrephomenaceae.